Messenger RNA from Linum trigynum, 3474 nucleotides. The record is from the annotation of a GenBank genome assembly. Lineage: Eukaryota; Viridiplantae; Streptophyta; Magnoliopsida; Malpighiales; Linaceae.
UGGCGAAAAACAGUGGCUGGGGCCAAUGUAGUGAGAGAUUAAUUUUGAUGAGGGAGAGAGAGAAAAUGUAGUUUUGGUGUAAUUAGAAGUGAAGUAUGUGGUGGUAUUUAUAGAGAAAAUUUGAAAAAUAUAGUUGUUGGGUAAAAAAAAAUUGUCGGGGAGAAAAGAGCCGUUGGAGGCAAAAUUGGGGUUUGUGGAGAAAUUUUCGAAACUGAUCAACAAUUUGGUAGAUAAAAUAAUGAAAAAAAGAACAAAAAGUGGAGGGACGUGUGAGUGAAGUGAACGCACCCCUCUUUCCCUCCCCCGACUAGUUUUUUAUUUAUUUUGGCACUCUUUGUCAUUUUGUGAGCCAAAUUUGACCCCCAAACUCAUAAAGUUUUAGACUUCCCCUUUUUAGCACGGGCCAUUGCAGCCCAAAAGUGCUAAACUUUGGCACUUUAACCCUCCCAUUGUAGAUGGUCUUAUAGGUCUAUGUCUUCUUUUACUAGUAUCAGUAUGAUAAGUAUUAAGAGGAUGUGUCUUAGUCUCUUAGAUAAAAAGCAAAAUACACUUGUAUAGCCAUAACUUUCACGGUUUUGACAAAUAUAUCCAUAUCUAUUCAAAAACACGAAAUAGCCAAGAAAUUGGAUGGUCGUGUGACAAUUCUGUUAAUAACUUUAACGGUGUUUGAAACUCCGUCGGUUAGGUUAAUGUUAGGAUGACUAGGAUGCCAAAUCAUCGCACACGUCAGCGACAACUCAACCACACUUGCCACGUAAGUGCCAUGUCAUAUUUUAAUUUAAAAAUAAAUUAGUUCAUAAAUUAAUAACUAAUUUGAAAAACAUAAUUUUUUUGUCCUUUUCAAUAUCCAGUCUCCUCUCCCUCUCUCCUCUCCUUCGUCUUCCCCAUCUGUUCUCCGAUGGACUCCCACACCAUCUCUGAAACCGCCGCCGCAUCAAUCAACUUUACCACCACUGUCGCAUCAAUCGUCAUUUCCAACUAGCGACCAUCGCUCCCAACCAGCGACUACCCCCCCCCCCUCGUCUCCAAACAAAUCCCCUUCCCUGCAACAAAAAUCCCAAACCCAAAAAUACCCAAAAUCUCUAGAAAUACCCAACCCCUUCCGUCUCCGAUUCAGAUCUGCCUCACCGUCGCUGUUGUUGCAACGUCGACGCCUUCAGAUCUUUGUUCACGACGAUUAUUUAAUGAGAUCCAGCUUCUCAAUCUCCGUAUCCAGAACUUGCACUCUUUCCCUUAAUUUCUCAACUCGCACAGCCAGGCCCUUCAACUCCCCCUUCGCCGCAGCCCUCUCCGCCUUAAGCUCCUCGUACCGGCUCGCCUUCACCAUUUCCCCUAAUCGAACAAGCAUGAAGCCGCCGUUCAUCCCCAUCUGCUCUAACCCUCUCAACUUGCUCUCUCACAUCUUAAAAUCCCUACCUCAUCCCGCGGAGCCAACCACGGACGAAGCUGCCAUGAUGGAGCCUGCAAUGCUGGCCGUUUCUGCGAUCAUGCAUGCAAUGAUCUUACCAUAGAGGCCAUCGAGCAGGUGCAAAUAGGAACCCUGGCUGCGGCAGAGGUCAAGUUCAGAUUUCCAUUGGUUUUGUUGUUUUGGAGUGAAAGCAAAAUCCGCUCCAAUGGCUUCAAACAGGUGGCUUAAAGGGAAAAGAAAAGAGGAAAAAAUGGGUAGUUUAGGUUACGAUUUCUAGAGGUUGUGGAUAGCAUAGAAGGAAUUAGCGGAAGAAGAAGAAAUUGAUUUGUUCGAUCUCUUCCCCAGUUGCCCAAGUUGCUUUAUGAUUUUUUAUUUUAAUUUUUGAUCUCUUCCACAGUUGCCCAAGUUGCUUUAUGAUUUUUUUUUGUGUGUUAAUGGUGGGGAUAAUAAAUUGCCAACUCAGCAUCUUUCGUUAGUGCAGUCAUAACGUCUACUAACACCGUUACCAAAAUGGACGGAAUUGGCUAUUUUGGGUUUUCGAAUAGAUAUGAGUAUAUUUGUUAAAAACGUGAAAGUUAUGGCUAUAGAGUUGUAUUUUGCCUAUAUAAAAAGAAUUUGUAUUCCUUAUCUGAAAAGGAAAAGUAUUAUUUAAAGCCACGUUUUUUGGUGGUUUGGCUAUUUAGGGAUUAAUUAAUUUGUUUGGCUUAUUAUUGAUGGUAAUGUCCAACAUCGUGGAUACCAUCCAACCUCUAAUUGGAAGGUGUCAUACAAAAUCAUGGACACCAUCCAACCAUCCAUGUUAUGUUAUGGUGACCAUCUAGUCUCGUUACCAUCCAUGUAUGGUUUUCUUAGUCAACAUGGAUACCAUCCAAGUUGUUUGGUGUGUGAUUACCAUCCAAUUGUUCAUCCAUGGUACGAAGGGUUGAUGACCUAGUGACAGACAAAUCAAACCACAACAAGUCUCGUCAAAAUUUAUCUUUUCUCUCUAGAACAGUAAUCUAAACACUAGCACCAGGGACCCUCCACGAGGCUUAUCUGUUAGUUGUAGUCAGUAGUUGCGGAGCUCUCAAGGAAUCUCCAUAAGAGUAGAGGUAACAAUAACUAGAUCCUUUGAUUUAUGUAUCAAACACCCUCGUUCAAACAGUAAUUGAAGAGAUGUUAACCAAAUAAUAUCGUUUUUUGUUUUCUUGAACUGAGGGUGUAUUAAUCACGCGAAAAUUCCAAAAAGCAGUCACUUACCGUUUGUUACUCAGAUCCUUCCGUUAGCACCUAUUUUCCCUAUUUUCUCUUCGCCUGCACGAUCAGCUCAGGUACUGAUGUAUUUAUCUUCUAGUUAUAUAAAGUACAAAAGACUAAUAAUGAAUACAAGUAGAAUUCUCACAAAACUUCAAUACAUACAAAUACGUCAUUUUUUCUAGGGUAAGCUCAAACGGCAUAGUAUAAAGAGACUUAAAAAAAGAACCAACGAAACUAAAUGCGAUGGUUCAUAUGCAAUCGAACUAUCAAUAAAAUAAUCUGUCUUGCUCAUGCAUAAGCAGUUCUGUUAAAAUUCAAUGAAGUAAAAGACACGACACUGGCAAUUUUUUCCCCUCUAUAAGAGACAUGACACUAACUAGAAUCAAGAGAAAAAAUGAAUUUGUUCUUAAUUAUAUGAACAAUUGUACAUAAUAUAAAAAAAUUGUUAUAUGAACAAUUAACCGUAUGUUUGCGAAAAAUGAGCUUGAUAUAGCGGUAAUAUCACUAGUAUGAAACAUGCAAAUUCCAUAUUCGAAUCUUUUAAAUAGCACUCUAAAAACAAAAAAAGUAAACCUAUAUCAUUAUUAAAAUAACAAUUAAUUUGUAUAUGUUUCCAUCGUACGUGUUCCCGUAGUGAUGUGUAAGUGCAAAUGUGUAUUGUACCUCUCCUACGUUACACUUCAUGAUUAAUUAACUAAAAACUAAUGAGUCAAGUCCUUUCUAUUAUCAAACCACCACCAACAACGAUUACAAUAUUAUUAAUACAGAGUAGGUAGUGACAGUGAAUAUUCAAUUGCAUCAUACACGAUUAAUUAAUGCACGUAUGUAAA